This is a messenger RNA of Acaulospora colombiana, 459 nucleotides long. NCBI's taxonomy places the organism in Eukaryota, Fungi, Glomeromycota, Glomeromycetes, Diversisporales, Acaulosporaceae. The record is from the annotation of a GenBank genome assembly.
AAUGACACCGCCAGCGAUUCAAAAUGUGAUGAAUACUUCAGCAAGAUGGAUCCGGUGUCUAUCAAGUUCCUUUCCUCAGAUGAGUUGGCAGACUUCAAACACCCGCUCAUUCGCAUCGUGAUGGUGUUCCAGGGCUCACGGAAUGGGGUUAAGAUGAAUCAAUUUGGCGCUAACCGGAGGAAAGGCUAUACGUCAUAUGACAUUGUCUGCCGAGGUGUCACGAACGAGACGUAUAAAGUGAUCGGACCCGAUGAUAAUGAGGACUGGAGAAGGUGUUUGUGCAUUUUAGGAGGCUACAAGGAAUAUCUCAGGUAUCCAAAUGGAACGUCUAUGAACUCGGAUGAUGAGGGAGAGGCCCGCUCUCGAUAUCCUGGUGCAUUUCCUACAGAAAAACAUCCGUAUCUUUGGCUCAAAAAGGAGAAGAAAGAAGACCAAGAAAAGGAAGGGGGAAGGGGCUAA